Molecule: messenger RNA, 234 nt
Organism: Microthlaspi erraticum
Lineage: Eukaryota; Viridiplantae; Streptophyta; Magnoliopsida; Brassicales; Brassicaceae
Source: the annotation of a GenBank genome assembly
AUGCCAUCAGGAGACAUUGUAGGAGAAGCCACCUUAGAUAAAUUCCGUAGCGGCGAUUUGAAUUUAGAGAUCCACGAAGCUGGAGGAUCCUUUUCAACAGCCGAAGAGACAAAUGGGAGACUGGUAGCCAAAGCUGGGGCAGAGAUGAGCUCCACUACCGGGGAAACCUCCUCCACGGGGGAGGGAAGAGGAGAGUCCAAGGAAAAGAAAGGCAACAGAGGAGGAGAAGCUUGA